CGUUUUCAAGCCGCUGUAUCAUGUGCAUGCACAAACUGGAGAACGGGAUGUUUCAAUAUACUGUUAAGGUGUUGGUGUGCAUAUACAUGCCUUUACAGCGUCCUGCAGCCACUAUUAUGGCCGUGUUCGAUCGCAAUGGUCGGGCGUGGCUCCACAAGAAGGGCACGAGCCGAUAUAUGUGCAAAAGGGCUCCUGGUAGCUUGAUAUAGCAGUUGCUACAUCUAAAGUACAAAUAGAGCCAUACCUAGUCGAGGAGAUUGCUAUUGCAGAGCCUCAACAUUCCUUUUCGCUUCAUACACCCUCUUUCACUGAGCUCCUCAACAGCCAUGUAUUCACGCUUUCUCUUCGUCCUAAUUGUGGGCUUCAGCAUGGCAGCAACGACCACAGAAUACCGACGGGAUCUGUCAGCUCCGGAAAGUGGAGGCAUAUGGAUGUCUACCGAGCCGAAUCUAAAAGGGCUGAAAAACUACACAACUUUUCCAUUGAACACGUGUAUCAACCUUUCGGAGCCGUGGUUUGCGGCCAUCAGUUCAUUGCGCCCUGACACGGGUGUUGCCGUGACUUUAAGUCGAAGGAAUUACUGCGACAAUCCCACAGAUGCUAUUUUCUGGCCAGGAAUUGACGAUCUGCGAGACUACGGAUGGGAUCACCGGAUCGCAUCAUUCUUAGUACACAAGGUUCAGGUCGAAGAUAACGGGUGGAAUUGCAUCAGAGAGAUGUUUGCUGGAGUACAAUGUUCUAGAUGCUGUAAUGGUUGUUCUGAUAGCGGCGAAAACGUUUGCGCUGAGGACUAAAAAGGUACUGAUAAAAACUAUAGAAAAUGACUGCCACUGGAAUCUCAGAACCAAUG
Messenger RNA from Pseudovirgaria hyperparasitica, 850 nucleotides. RefSeq lists its product as uncharacterized. Bases 369 to 794 code for a protein of 141 amino acids. The record is from RefSeq and is a predicted model, not a curated record. Lineage: Eukaryota; Fungi; Ascomycota; Dothideomycetes; Acrospermales; Acrospermaceae. The transcript is spliced from 3 exons.